Rotaria sordida is the source of this 1359-nucleotide messenger RNA. NCBI's taxonomy places the organism in Eukaryota, Metazoa, Rotifera, Eurotatoria, Philodinida, Philodinidae. The record is from the annotation of a GenBank genome assembly.
AUGUUAAUCGUUCAUCAUUUUGCUGUUUCACAAUCGGAACAAGUUGUUUGGCUAUGUGAAGAACUUGAAAUCCCCUAUGAACUUGUUCGUUAUGAUCGUGAUCCUGAAACACGUCUUACUACAGAAGAAUACAAAGCAUUUCAUCCAUUUGGAACAGCUCCUAUUAUUGUUGAUGGAGAUGUAUUAUUGGUAGAAUCAGGUGCUAUUGUUGAUUAUAUUAUUACUGUAUAUGAACAUAAAUUUUCUCUACCAAAACCAAUUGAUUUGAAUCGACAUUGUAUUAUUAUAGAAUUGAUUGAUGGUUAUCCAUUUUUAGUAUGUAAUAUAAAAAAAAUUGAUAAACCAGAAAAAAUUUAUGUUGAAUUAAUGUCAAUUAUAGUUCGUCUUGCAUCUUAUGGACUUAUACAUUCAGAUUUUAAUGAAUUUAAUUUAAUGAUAAAUGAUAAUGGUCGUGUAACAAUGAUUGAUUUUCCACGAAUGGUUUCAAUAUCACAUAUAAACGCUGAAUAUUAUUUUGAUCGUGAUUUUGAAACUGAUUCGUAUCCGAAAUUUGUCGAUAUUAAAAAUAAACGUGUAAUAAUAACUGGAGCAUCACGUGGUAUAGGUGAAGAAUUGGCUUAUGAGUAUGCACGUUAUAAUUGUCGUCUUAUAUUAGCUGCACGUAGUAUUGAUAUAUUAAAAAAUCAAGUUGCUAAAAAAUGUCUUUCAUUAGGUGCAACACAAGUUGAAUGUAUUCAAUUUGAUCCAUCAAGUGAACUUGCAUGUAUUGAACUAAUUAAUAAAACAAUUGAAUAUUAUCAAGGUAUUGAUAUACUUGUACUUAAUCAUACUACAUCAGUUUAUGAACCAUUUUUUAAAUGUGAUAUUAAGACAAAUAUUGAAAAUAUGAAAAAAGUGUUUGAUGUAAAUUUUUUUGGAUACUUUCAAACGACGAUGGCAGCUCUUCCUCAUUUAGCUCAAAAUGGAACAUAUGAACAACCAUCUCACAUAAUUGCAAUGUCAUCAUUAACUGGUACUUGUCCAAUACCUCAAACAACUAUAUAUGGUACAACAAAACAUGCUAUUCAAGGUUUCUUUUUGAAUCUUGCUCGUGAACUUCGUAUUUCUGAAUUAUAUCAAAAUCGUGUUACAGCAACUGUAGCUAUUCUUGGAUUAAUUGCUACUGAAUCUGCACUUAGUACAAUUGACAAAAGUCUUCAUUUUUUAGCGGUUGAUGUACAUAAAACUGCUCAAGCAAUUAUAGCUGCUGGUGUUUAUGGACAAACUCGUUUAUUUUAUCCAAAUUUUUUUGCAAUUAUUCCACCACUUUAUUACAUAUUCUCUCCUUUAUAUGAGCUUUUAGCUCGCUUAACCGAUUGA